Molecule: messenger RNA, 1557 nt
Organism: Penicillium nucicola
Lineage: Eukaryota; Fungi; Ascomycota; Eurotiomycetes; Eurotiales; Aspergillaceae
Product: GPI-anchored transamidase subunit GAA1
Exons: 3
Coding region: 1-1557 (518 amino acids)
Biological process (GO): attachment of GPI anchor to protein
Cellular component (GO): GPI-anchor transamidase complex; membrane
Source: RefSeq, a predicted model, not a curated record
AUGCUGGAUAGGGUCUCGGAUAAAGUGCAGUCUAUCUUUCAAGCGGCUGGACUCAAGGUUGCGACGCAAAAGUACGAGUAUACUUCUGCUGGUAUCACGCACCAAGGAGAGAACGCCUAUGCUAUUAUCCAUGCGCCGCGUGGUGAUGCCACAGAGGCCAUUGUUUUGGUUGCAGCAUGGCAGACGGCAGACGACGAGCUGAAUCUGAAUGGUGUCACUUUGGCCUUGACAUUGGCGAGAUACUUCAAGAGAUGGUCAUUGUGGUCAAAGGAUAUCAUUUUCCUCAUUACUCCCGACAGCAAGAGCGGCACGCAGGCCUGGAUCGAUGCCUACCAUGACAUGCACCCAGCAUCGGUGCAGCCUCUUCCCUUGAAAAGUGGAGCGUUACAGGGAGCUCUGGUAAUCGAAUACCCAUUCGAGCACCGAUUCAAGUCCCUUCAUAUCGUCUACGACGGUGUCAACGGCCAACUACCCAAUCUCGACGUGUUCAACACCGCCGUCGCCAUUGCAGGAGGUCAGAUGGGCAUCGGGGCUAAUUUGCAAGAGAUGUGGACCCACGACGACAGCUAUGAGCAUCGCCUACAGACCAUGUUCCGCGGUAUGACCAAGCAGGGCCUUGGGUAUGCCACUGGCGCACAUAGUAGCUUCAUGCCAUAUCAUAUUGAUGCUAUCACCUUACAGACCAAAGGUGAGGGCUGGGAAGACGAAAUGGCUCUGGGCCGCACGAUCGAGAGUCUCUGUCGCAGUCUGAACAACUUGCUUGAGCAUCUGCACCAGAGUUUCUUCUUCUACUUGCUCAUGGCUUCUCAGCGUUUUGUCAGUAUUGGAACUUACCUUCCAAGUGCCAUGCUCAUCGCUGGCAACUUCACUAUUAUGGCUAUUGCCUUGUGGAUGCGCACUGGCUACUACCCUGAGACCAAAUCCAAGAUCGAGACCAAGAAGUCUUCAGAUGAGAAGGUCAAGCCCACUGCCAUUGCAGAACGCAAACUGGCUCUUCCCCUGUCACUCGUCGUUGGUCUCCAUCUUCUUGGUCUUGCUCCCCUUUGGAUCUUCAACAAUAUCUUCCACCAGUACUUCAAAACAACAACCUACAUCUUCAUGAUAGUAGACAUCACCCUCCCAUUCCUCCUGUCCACCCUUCUCUCCACCUCCCUUGCCCUCAAAUCCCCAAUAAUCCCCCAACAAUAUCACCUCAUCAAAUCCUUCUCCCUCCUUCUCCUAGGCCUCUCCCUCUCAACCCUCGCAACCCUCAAUUUCUCCCUCUCCUUCAUGAUCGGCCUCAUCUGCGCCCCGCUCACCUUCGUGUCCCGCAUCCAGGGCUCAGGCCCUUUCCGCCGCGUUACCGCCGCGCUUGGCUUGGUGCUUCUUAACCUGCUUUCUCCACCGACGGUGUUAGUCGGUGUUUGUUGGUAUGCUGGUGUUGACGUUGAGACUGUUCUUACACAGGCGGCGUUUGGUUGGGAUGUCUGGGGGAUGUGGACUCAGGUCGUUAUUUGGUGUGUUUGGUGGCCUGCUUGGUUGAUUGGUUGUGUGCAUCUGGGGUCGUCGAUGUUUUGA